GCUUCAAAGCGCAUUGGUAGAAUCACAGAGUUGGUAAAUCGCUGAAUGAAUGUGUGGUUAACUUAACUCAAUGCAAAAUAUCUGAACAUGUUCUCAUCAUAGAAUUCGAGUGAUAGCCAAGUUUUGGCAAACCUGAAGUUGUUAUAUCGUAGUUAGAAGAUUUUCAGUGUAGCUAAGGAAGUUUUGUGCAUGCUUAUCUCAAGUAGUUCCUGACUAUGCUCUUUUGCAGGUGCACCUUUUCCACCUCCUCUUGCUUCAGCUGUUGGUACUCCACCACCACCACCACCACCACCACCAACUGUUGCUGCUACUCCACCUACUGGUUCUGGCCCUGCUCCUCCACCGCCUCCUUUGGGAAGUGUUCCUCCUCCCCCACCACCUCCUUUUCCAGGAAGUAGUUCCAAACCUGUGGAGGUCAAACCUCAACCGAAGCCUAAGGUAGAACCUGACCCUGUGAAUCCUGCUGUAAUGGUUGCAGAGAUUGCCCGUAAGAGACAACAGAGAAUGGCAGCUCAGCAGCAAGGGCAAGAACCAGAUGGAACAGCAGCUGUAAAUAAUGGAGUGGUUAAGGUAGCCCCUCCUGUCAGCACCAAGCCACCAAAAGCAAGGGAAAGAGAAUCAAUUCAAGUUGAGCCAGUGGAAGAAAGUAGAGAAGACAAACAUCGAGAAGAGUUUUCAACAGUGGCAGACUCAGGCAGCAAUGAAUCAAGGGAACCAUCAUGGGCACCAAAGGAGUACAUUCACAAAGUUGAGACUAUCUACCCUUACACAAAGGAUCGUGAUGAUGAGUUAUCUUUUCAAGAAGGAACAAUUAUUUAUGUUAUUCGUUUGAAUGAUGAUGGCUGGUGGGAGGGAGUGAUGGAGGGAGGUGUGACCGGUCUCUUUCCAGGUAACUAUGCAGAAAUACUAGGCAGUUCAGUCUAAUAUCAAGCUCAGAUAUGAACUUGAAGCAAUAGAUCUUGAUCGACUGACUCAGUAUUGUAUAGUAGACGUCACAUCAACUUGGUAAUGAAUGGUUAGAUGCAAUAGAAACUUGAUUGUGUUUACGUUUUCAUCUGUACUUUAAGUCUUUAAUUUUCUUUUAAACACAUUUCAAAACUGUUUACUAAUGAUUUUGUGGAAACAGUUUACUAAUGA
Molecule: messenger RNA, 1137 nt
Organism: Corticium candelabrum
Lineage: Eukaryota; Metazoa; Porifera; Homoscleromorpha; Homosclerophorida; Plakinidae
Product: abl interactor 2-like
Exons: 2
Coding region: 469-924 (151 amino acids)
Biological process (GO): actin filament organization; cell migration
Molecular function (GO): protein binding
Source: RefSeq, a predicted model, not a curated record